AAUCCCGCAAAAUAAACGGUAAAGAUCUCGCGGUACACUCUGUAUCUUAAUUAUUAAAGAUUCACGUCGCUGGACACAACCACUAACCUAUAUUUUGUGGUUGUUUCGUGAAGUUUCUCUCUUCUUCUUCUUCAAGUCAUCAAAUCUGAUCUCAUCUCUGUUAAUUAAUGGCUAGUAAUUGCGAGCUUUGCUGCGAGAUCUUCAUCGCAAUUCUUCUUCCUCCUGUUGGAGUUUGUCUCAGGCAUGGCUGUUGCACUGUUGAGUUCUUCAUUUGUUUGAUACUCACUUGCUUAGGCUACUUACCUGGAAUAAUAUACGCGAUUUACGCGAUUUGUUUCUUGCACCACGAUGAGUACUUUGAUGAAUACAGACGCCCAAUCUACUAUGUUGCUUGACCUUGUGAUUUAUUCAUUGCUCUUGAGAAAAUAUUGUACUUUAAAGUGUGAUUACUGAGGUAAUAAUAUUUUUUCUUUUGAAGGAACAGAAAACUAAAAGUUAUAUUCUGGUUUAUUUUAGUAUACUUUGAUGAAUGCAUAAUGCCCAGUCUACUAUAUUGUUUGAUUUUAUCUUAGUGAUCUGGUUAUAAAACCA
This is a messenger RNA of Arabidopsis lyrata subsp. lyrata, 591 nucleotides long. Its product is annotated as UPF0057 membrane protein At2g24040. Bases 168 to 395 code for a protein of 75 amino acids. Lineage: Eukaryota; Viridiplantae; Streptophyta; Magnoliopsida; Brassicales; Brassicaceae. The record is from RefSeq and is a predicted model, not a curated record. Gene Ontology annotation, cellular component: membrane. The transcript has 2 exons.